AUGGAGCACACAAAGUCAUAUGUGCUUGUCGCUCUCUUCGCAUUGCUUCUCUUGACCGAUACUGUCAUUGCACAGAGCGAUGGCGGCAAAGACAACGGUAAAGUUGUCAAGGGGAGUGAGGUUCAAGUAGACAAAGCUGGUAACGGUAACGGUCUCGGUCCAAAGGACAAGGAGAAGGAGAAGAAGGACAAGGAGGAGAAAGAGAAGAAGGACAAGGAGAAGAAGGAGAAAGACAAGAAGGACAAGGAGGAGAAGGAAAAGAAGGAUAAGGAGAAGAAGGAGAAAGACAAGAAGGACAAGGAGGACAAGGAAAAGAAGGACAAGGAAAGGAAAGAAAUGGAGAAGAAGGAGAAAGAGAGGAAAGAGAAGGAGAAGAAGGACAAGGAGGAGAGUGAAGCGGCUGCGAGAUACAGGUUGCUUUUACCGUUGCCUUCAGGACAAGAGCUAGCGAUUUGCCAGGCUCGAACUGCAUGUUAUUACAAGAUUCUUGUUUGUCCUCGUGAAUGUUCCCAGAGGAGGCCCGCGAAGAACAAGGACACCAAGGGUUGCUUCAUUGACUGCUCUAGCAAAUGUGAAGCUACAUGCAAAUGGAGAAAAACGAACUGCAAUGGCUAUGGAUCUCUAUGCUACGACCCUCGAUUUGUGGGAGGAGACGGUGUGAUGUUCUAUUUCCAUGGAUCCAAAGGUGGAAACUUUGCCAUUGUUUCAGACAACAAUCUCCAGAUCAACGCUCACUUCAUCGGUACAAGACCCGUUGGCAGAACCAGAGAUUACACAUGGGUUCAAGCCCUAAAUGUCAUGUUCGAAAACCACAAGCUCGUGAUCGCAGCCAACAGAGUGACUCAAUGGGAUGAAAAAUCUGACGCUUUCACUCUCAGAUACGACGGAGAUCUCAUCACACUCCCUGAAGACGAACAAUCCGAAUGGACAGCGAUUUCGGGACAAAAAAGAAAGAUCGUCAUCGAGAGAACCGACGAGAGAAACAGCGUGAGAGUACUUGUCUCUGGUCUUGUUCAGAUGGACAUCAAGGUGAGACCAAUAGGGAAAGAAGAGAACAGAGUUCACAACUAUCAGCUGCCGCAAGAUGACGCUUUUGCCCAUCUUGAGACUCAGUUCAAGUUCUUAGACCUAAGUGAGCUCGUCGAGGGUGUUUUGGGGAAAACCUACCGUCCUGAUUACGUCAGCUCCGCCAAAACUGGAGUCCCAAUGCCUGUGAUGGGAGGAGAGGACAAAUACCAAACGCCUUCUUUGUUUUCGCCCACUUGUAGACUCUGCAGGUUCAAGCCUCUAGAAGUAUCUUUCUCUGCUGAUAUCUAA
Molecule: messenger RNA, 1317 nt
Organism: Microthlaspi erraticum
Lineage: Eukaryota; Viridiplantae; Streptophyta; Magnoliopsida; Brassicales; Brassicaceae
Source: the annotation of a GenBank genome assembly